Messenger RNA from Caenorhabditis briggsae, 684 nucleotides. The coding region runs from base 1 to 684 and encodes 227 amino acids. NCBI's taxonomy places the organism in Eukaryota, Metazoa, Nematoda, Chromadorea, Rhabditida, Rhabditidae. Gene Ontology annotation, molecular function: U7 snRNA binding. Gene Ontology annotation, cellular component: U7 snRNP. Gene Ontology annotation, biological process: mRNA 3'-end processing by stem-loop binding and cleavage. The record is from RefSeq and is a predicted model, not a curated record. The transcript is spliced from 3 exons.
AUGAAUGACGAUUUCGACAUCGAGAAGUUUACGAUUGAUUUGAAAGAAACGCAUCCAGACUUGGUAGAAGGGUUGGAGGAUACGAGUGACAGUGGAAAUGAGUUCCAACCGGACGCUUAUGAACAGAAAAUGAUUGAAGAGCAUCCGGAACUUGCUGAAAGAAUCUACGAGUCCGACGAGCAAUCUGUGAAAGAAGAACAGGAGAAAAGAGUUAGCAAUAAACAAAAAGAUAGAAAUCGUCGUGCCAACUUAGAGAAAAUGAUGGUUCCGGGACGCAAAGCUGUGGAGGAUAAAGAAGGAACAUUCCAUGACAACAUUUUGAAGAUUAAAAAAGAUUCUCCCAUGAAGAUGUUGGCUGAUGCUGUUCGAGAUGGGACAAAGAUACAUGUCAGAACGCGUGCAGCUGUUCGAAUUGAUCGAGUCUUUGAAGGUGUUCCGAUAACUUUCGACGAACAUUUCAACAUUAUGAUGAGAGAUGUUACAGAAACUAUUUUGCAUGGAAGAAAGUCUAGAAAAGAAGUUGGAGCCCGGAAACAACUCCAAUCGGUUCUUCCUGAAUUCCUUCAAUGGAAAGAGGGUACGAAAUGGCCGUUACCAAUCGGAGCCAAUUCUCUUCUGGAGGAACGUUUUCAGCGUGCAUGUUUCAUAAAGGGUGAUUCCGUGGUUCUACUGUACAAACUAUAG